CCAAGAAUUACAAUACAUAACCAUAAUUGAUCCAAAGUCUGCAAUAACAACCUUCACAGAUGAGUUGGCGAAGACACGACCAAAAACUCCAAGCAACAAAGUUAAAGCUCGAUCUUCUCCAAUGGCGGCAACGUACUUACAAAAUCUCUUGCAAUAUUGCGCAAGAAACAGUUUAAUUGCGGAAGGGAAGGCAUGCCAUGCUCAAAUCAUCCGAUCUGCUUCAUGGGUUGACACUCUAACAUCAAACAUGAUCAUCAACAUGUACUGCAAAUGCGCCCUUCUCGAUACUGCUCGUAAGGUGUUCGACAAAAUGCCUGAAAGAAGCUUAGUUUCUUGGAACACCGUAAUCGGGGCGUAUACCCAGAACGGUAGAUCAGAUGAAGCACUAUCCCUCUUUGUAGGAAUGCAAAGAGAAGAGUGCCCUAUGAGUGAAUUUACUGUCUCGAGUGUCCUUUGUGCUUGUGCUGCGAAAUCUGCAAUUUUCGAGUGCAGACAACUGCAUACUUUUGCUGUUAAGAAUGGGAUGGAUAGUAAUGUCUAUGUUGGAACUGCUCUGAUUGAUGUUUACUCGAAAUGUGGGUUUAUGAAGGAGGCGUCGUGGGUUUUCGAGAGCUUAGAGGAGAAGAGUGACGUCACAUGGAGCUCAAUGAUGGCAGGUUAUGCGCGAAACGAGCUGUAUGAAGAAGCUUUGAGAUUGUAUCAUAGAGGGCAAAUGGUUGGAAUUGAGCAAAACAAGUUUACCCUUUCUUCUAUACUUUCUGCUUGUGCAGGGUUAGGUGGUUUGAGUGAGGGAAACCAAGUUCAUGCUACUCUGGUUAAGGCUGGAUUUGGUGCAAGCAUUUUUGUAGCUUCCUCUCUUAUAGACAUGUACGCGAAAUGUGGAGCCAUUAAAGAAGCUUACACUGUGUUUUCUGAUCAAGAAAUCAGGAACAGGAACGUUGUUUUAUGGAAUGCAAUGAUCUCUGGUUUUUCUAGACAUGGAAGAUGUUUAGAAGGGAUGAUUCUGUUUGAGAAGAUGAAGCAGACGGGUUUUUCCCCGAAUGAAGUGACAUAUCUCUCGAUCCUAUCUGCUUGUGGCCAUAUGGGGUUAGUUGAAGAAGGAAGAAAGUACUUUAAUCUUAUGGUAAGAGAACACAACAUUACACAAAGUGUUCUUCAUUAUUCUUGCUUGGUUGACAUUUUUGGCCGUGCUGGGUUCAUUCAAGAUGCAUAUGAUGUGAUAAAAACCAUGCCAUUUGAAGCAACUGCAUCUAUGUGGGGUUCCCUAUUAGCAUCUUGUAGAAAUUUCAAGAAUCUCGAGUUAGCCGAGGUGGCAGCUAAGCACUUGUUUGAGCUUGAACCUAGCAAUGGUGGUAACCAUGUAUUGCUUUCCAACAUAUAUGCAGCAAAUAAAAACUGGGAAAAAGUUGCUGAAUCGCGGCAGCUACUCAAGGAGAGUGAAGCUGUUAAGGAUAGAGGUAAGAGUUGGAUUGAGAUUAAAGGAAAAGUACAUAAGUUUAUGGUUGGAGAAAGAGAACAUCCUAAAAUUACAGAGAUUUAUUUGAAAUUGGAUAAACUAAUGGAAGAAAUGGAGAGGUUAGAUUAUAAAGUGGAGAUGGAGAAUGACCUUCAUGAUGUUGAUGAGAAUAAUAAAGUGAUGUUGCUGAGACACCAUAGUGAGAAGCUUGCUUUCACUUUUGGGGUCAUUAGUUUGCCUGCUGGUGCACCUGUUAGGAUCAUGAAGAACUUGAGAAUUUGUGGGGAUUGUCAUAAUUUUAUGAAGUUUGCUUCAACCAUUACAAAGAGGGAGAUUAUAGUUAGGGACUUGAAUAGAUUUCACCAUUUCAGUAAUGGCAGUUGUUCCUGUGGGGAUUUUUGGUGACUGAUCAUACAGCCAGCUUUAAUGCUACAUAUUAAGGUUGUGUUUGGAAAAAUUAACUGAAAUAGAACUGAAAAACUGAAACUAGAAAGGUUGUGACAGAAACUGAUAAGCUACCUGAUUAGAUAAAUUGUUUGGUAGAAUUAAUGGAUUAUGGAGCUGAAAUUUA
Molecule: messenger RNA, 2027 nt
Organism: Spinacia oleracea (spinach)
Lineage: Eukaryota; Viridiplantae; Streptophyta; Magnoliopsida; Caryophyllales; Amaranthaceae
Product: pentatricopeptide repeat-containing protein At5g04780, mitochondrial
Exons: 1
Coding region: 122-1861 (579 amino acids)
Biological process (GO): RNA modification
Molecular function (GO): zinc ion binding; protein binding; RNA binding
Source: RefSeq, a predicted model, not a curated record